Molecule: messenger RNA, 1524 nt
Organism: Chlorella variabilis
Lineage: Eukaryota; Viridiplantae; Chlorophyta; Trebouxiophyceae; Chlorellales; Chlorellaceae
Exons: 14
Coding region: 1-1524 (507 amino acids)
Molecular function (GO): protein binding
Source: RefSeq, a predicted model, not a curated record
AUGCAAAUCUUCAUCCAGAUGCCGGCAGGCGGAACUGUCACACUGGAAGUGGAGGCCAGCGACACGAUCGAGAACGUGAAGGCAAAGAUAGAACUGGUGGAGGAUGAGCCGGCAUCCCACCCGAGGAUCAGAUCCUCGAGUUUGCUGGCAGCGUGCUGGAGGAUGGGCGCACCCUUGUCAGACUACAACAUCCAGAAGGAGUCCACCCUGAACCUGUCGCUUGUGGCUGCCUGCGCCGCAGCGAGUGGGCAGUGCAGCAUGCCCACGGCCGCGCCGCUGCCGCCCGAGGCCUGCGUGGCCGACGGCCUGGCCUGGAGCGGGAGCGUGAAGAGCUGCUGCAGCGGCUAUGCGUUUGGCGAAUGGUGCACGCACGGUUGCUUCUGCGCCCCCGGCAAGAACCCGGUCUGCCACCGUGACUUUGUGACCAACCCGCCCAAGAAUGCCAUCCUCGUCUCCUCCCCCCAACCCUUCUGCAAUGCUCUGGAGCUGGAGCUCUUGGCGCUCGGCACCCGCAAGAAGUGUGCCACCACCCGGGGGCGGCUGAUGGACUGCAUGCGCCAGCGCAUAGAUCCUCAGACGCCUAAGCACAUCUGCGACUUCCACCCCUCCCUGAGCGCCGCCGCCUGCGCGUGCCCCGCCAAGGCCAAGCUGUGCCCCCAGCUGCGCCGCCUCAGCACCGCCGCCUUUGGGCCCUACAUCCCCGAUGAGGUGGAGCGGCUGAUGGGGUGCGCGCCCCGCGCCAUGAGCGCCGCCGCAGCCGAGGGAGAGCCGCCCAGGAUUGCGUCGGGAGAUAUCUGCGCUGGGUACGCGCCACAGGUCAACUCCAUCAUGAAGCCGGUGCUUGCCAAGUUCUGGCCCGACGUCAGCGCACACAUCCCCGACCCGUUCAGGCGCGUGCCUGCCGCGGGGGAAGGCGGGGCGACGCUGAUUGACAGCACGGGGUCUUCGUUUGAGGACAUCGACAUUGGGCCCUACUGGAUGAGGGGCAAGAUGGGGCUGGACGAGCUCAAGGGCCUGAAGCGCAUCGUGCUGCCCACUUUGGAGAUCACGGAGGUGAUGCAGUGCGCCAACCUGAGCGCCAUCCAGACCCGCAUCAAGCUGUCCACCGAAACGACCGACCUGUCCAUCUGGGGCGGCCUGGGCCUCUACUUUCACUCCUCCUUCUGGCCCAACUUCAACACCGAGGCCUCCCUGAAGGUCACCUCCCGCAAGGCGCGGGUCACCAUGCUGGUGACCACCAACGCGGGCCUCAUUCCUUCCGCCACCGGGCUGCAGGCGGUCGCCGCCGUCACUUCCAUCGAUGAGCUGAAGCUGGAGCUGGGUGAUGUCGACUUUUCGGUCAACUUCCCAUUCCUCAUCGGCGGCCUCUUCUCAUGGGUGCUCGACUAUGCUGUGGCGGGGGCGCUCAAGACUGUGCGCUCCCUGUGGGUCACCAUGGACGAAUACCUGUCGGAACAGCUGCUGCAGCUCGUGUUCCGGCCCUCGCUUAUGAAGUACAUGCAGGCGGCGGUACAGGUGGUGUGA